Molecule: messenger RNA, 1617 nt
Organism: Lingula anatina
Lineage: Eukaryota; Metazoa; Brachiopoda; Lingulata; Lingulida; Lingulidae
Product: tubulin polyglutamylase complex subunit 2
Biological process (GO): protein polyglutamylation
Source: RefSeq, a predicted model, not a curated record
UCGAUUGACAAGGAUGCCGGAGGAAGACACUCGUUAUAAAAGACUUUUUGAACAACUAACGCUUGGUGUUUUAAAGACAUUGGAUAAGCGACCAGGCAUUACAGGUGUAGUAUUUGAUCAGAAACCCCCUGCAGAAACUACAGAACUUAUAGGAUGGGAUCAGCGAUGUUCCUGCUUCCUGCCAGAUGAUUUGAAGUGUUUUUAUCUUACAAACAAUGGCAUGAAGUUAACAUGGAAAACAAAAGUUGGAGACACAUUAAUUCCUCUUGGGAAAAUGGAAAUAAAUCCCAUAAGCAGUUUAAACAGAUUUGGUGGAAUAGUUGGCAACAGUAGUCCAGCAAUGCCCUCUUUAGCUGACCUGGAAGCUGAAUCGGAGGAAGAAGAUGAUCCAAUCCAUCCCAAACCCCAUUUUGACCAGAGAGCAAGAAUCUUUGAACUGGAUUCCUGUGAUGGUCAUGGAAAGGUGUGCCUUGUUUAUAAAUGUGCCAAACCAGGAGUGCCAACACAUAACCCUGAAGUGUGGUUCAUGGACCGUUCCCUGCAGUGGCAUUUUUUGGCAGAGAGCUUUACUUCAUACUACAGACUAAUGCUCACACAUUUAGGUCUGCCACAAUGGCAGUAUGCAUUUACAGAUAUGGGCUUGCCACCACAAGCUAAGCAAUGGUUCAACGUGUUUGCUCCAGAGCGUCUUCAGCUGGACAGUAAUUUUGUAACGCAGCCUGCACCAUCUGAUAGUCAAGAGUCUCAAGUAAUACAACUAGAUGUUGGCAAAGUUUUUAGAGGGAAAUCAGAUAAAAAGAAACCAGCUCCUACAGCAAGUCAGGCUGGAGCAGCUAAACAGGGAGCUCCCCAGAGAAAAGGAGCAGUUUCCUCUGCAAAGUCUCAGCCGUCCAGUAGUUCAAGAGGAGCAAGUCUUAUAUCACAGGCACUUUCUAAAUCAGCUAGUCAAAGGUAGCAAGAGAGGAAACAUCGGAUAGGGACAUCUAGGUGACAUCAAGCAUACAAAUAAGUGUGCUUUGUACAUUCCUCCCAGGUUUUUCUCAAGCAUUACUUGAAAUUUUGUCUGUCUCUUCUGUCUUGAAGAUGGAUUAUCAGCGGAAAGUGGGUUGCAGUUGUAGAAAGGAAUUGCUAGAGAAAAACAAUUUUUUAAAAAUUUCUUUUGUGGUAUGGUGACAGAUUUUGGCACAUAAAAGUGUGAUGUUACAAUCAAAAUUAUUUAUUUCAGAUUUAAACCUUUUUUUACUCUAAUAUUUCUAGCUACACAAAUUUGAUAUUUGAGAUCAGCUGCAAAACUUAAUUACCACCUUUGCAGUGUUCCACUUCACCAGCUGGAGCUGAACAGGCCAGGCAUGUCCAUUACAGACUCACCUUGAUUCACAGUUGGAGUCUUUUUUUUUUUUUUGUGCAAAUCUUUAAAUAACUGUGGCAAGAUAAUUACAUAAUCUUUGGAAAAAUGAAACAUUCCAGAACCCAUUGAUACAAAAAGUAAAGUGCUUUAUCCAUGAACAAUUAUAUGUUUGGUUGCUUGUUGUUCAAGCUGACUUUAAUCAGUAUGGCAAUUGUUUUGUGUAUAUAAAUAUGCUCUUUAUGUCAAAUGCAAGUUAAAAUAUACUUUAU